UAAGGCCGCGCACGGAGGGUUUCCAGCUUAGUUGUCCGGUAACUUUUGCCGCGAGCUGAAUAUCCUUGGAGGCGUGUUGCACAAUGUCUUGGUUGUUGACGGUGAUUGUGGUGACCGGGUCAAUAGCGGCGAUGACCCUGGCCUACCCCGGAGGCGCGCCAUUGUCUGCCUGCUCGGGUUUGAUCCCACAGCAUGACUCCAAUGCCAGUGCUGACAACAGUGCUUAUAGCAUAAAGCUGGAACGGCUGGCACCCAAUCAGCUGAGAGUCAUACUCUCCGCAGCCAAAGUACCAUUUAAGGGCUUCAUCAUGGCCUCUACCGACCCUUCAGGCAAAUUCACUCCAGAGGACACAACCUCCAAGCUCCUGAACUGUAAGGACCAGCCCACAGUGACCCACACUAACUCAACCGCCAAGUUCAACGUGCCUGUCCUCUGGCAGAGGGACCCGGAGCUAGGAUCCGUCACCUUCGUAGCUACGGUGGUGACUGGUUACAACGAGGACUAUGUUCCAGAAAUAAAAAAUGCCUACACUCCUUAAAUGCCUUAAAUCUACGAGGGGUAACUUGCCUACACUCCCUAAAUUCCUUAAAUCUACGAGGGGAUAACUUGCCCACAUUCCCUAAAUUCCUUAAAUCUACAAGGGGUAACUUAUCUAUACUCCCUAAAUUCCUUAAAUCUACGAGGGGUAACUUGUCUAUACUCCCUAAAUUCCUUAAAUCUACGAAGGGAUAACUUGCCUACACUCCCUAAAUACCUUAAAUCUACGAGGGGUAACUUGCCUACACUUCCUAAAUUCCUUAAAUUUACGAGGGAUAACUUUCCUACACUUUAAAUUUCCAAAGUGUCAGAAAAAUACGUUUGCAAAUGACCCAAAACUUGGAGAAGAAUUACUAUUUCGGUUCAUGUUAUUAAACUCUCAUAAAUUCACCAUGAGGGGCGUUGGCCCGAAAUUAUUACUCAAAAUAUAAUUAAAACCCAAAAAAUGCAAUAUGCGUGUAUCCUUAAACUACUUAAAUAAUUAAUAAAUAUCUGAAUAUCUCUGCAAUCAAGGAGGAAGGAUGCCUUAGAAUCUCUAAUACUAAAAAGGUUUAAUCCAACAUUUAUUACAUUGCAAUAAGGACGUGUAUCUCAAGAAAUAUAAUGCGAUUAGCAACGUUAGUAAAAGUAGUUCAUAAACAGUUAGAACUUAUAUAAAGACUAAAAUGCAUUUAAGGCAAAUAAGUAAGUAAUUAUCAAAAGAAGGCACCAAACCGGGAAGGCUAUGUAGCACCAUCAAAUACGCAUUUAAGGCAAAUACCCUUAGAAUUCAGAUGAUCUGAAUUUUAUACAAAUCAGAACAGUUAAAACGCUCGUUCAGAAUUUAAAUUAGCUUCAUUUAUUUGCGUGAACGAGGCAUAAUGAUCCAACUACCUAAACAUAGUAAUUAUGCUAAUUUGUUCAUACUUCGAGGAAGAACAAUGUUCCAUAGGAAGCAGUCGAGGGUACAAUGUUCUCUACACUUUAAACCAGGAAAAAACUUACGUUCCUGCUUUAAAUUUCCUUAAUUUAAAAAGUUUAAAUUACCUAAAACUCAAUUUUUACGCAAGUUAGCCAUGAAUUAUUCUUUAUAAAUUAUUCAGUUUUCUUAUUACUCAGUUUUCUUCCUCGAUUGUUUGUUUGAAGAUUAUUUUUGUUGCUGUUGUUUUGUACAUCUUAAAUUAUAGUUUGUAGCUUGAACUAUGCUUGUUUGAGUAGUUCAUGCUGUUCCAGAUCAUACAGCAUAUCAGUAAAUGCUGCUUAUAGGUGAUAUUUGUUCACUGGAUCUUGGUUACAGAAACUGAAUAAAGUUUUUCUGAAU
Molecule: messenger RNA, 1838 nt
Organism: Procambarus clarkii (red swamp crayfish)
Lineage: Eukaryota; Metazoa; Arthropoda; Malacostraca; Decapoda; Cambaridae
Product: putative defense protein 3
Cellular component (GO): membrane
Source: RefSeq, a predicted model, not a curated record